UUUUUACUUUGAUCAAAAUAUAUAAUAAAGUUAUAUGUAAAAUGGAUGUUGUUGUAAUGCUGCUGACUAAAGCUCAGAGGAAUAUUAUUACAAGUAGGAAACAGAUCAAAAUGCUCACAGCUGAAAGGAACAGAGUGCAGCUCACAUUUGAGUUUCAGAUGUAGUCAAAUUAUAGUUUGUUCCUGCAUGUAAACCUGCAUACUUCUGCUUUUCACAUGUUUUCAUAUUGUCACCUCACAGGAGUUCAAGGUCACCGUGGUGAUGAGAACCAAGGUGGGGUCAGCUCCCAAGCCGAAGAAAUCAUGAGCAAUGGAUCUAAAGGAAUCGGUAAUGGGAGCAGAGUUUCGGUGCAAGUCAGCUCCCAAGCCAAAGAAAUCCUGAGCAGUCAUCUUACAACUGUCUUCCUCCCAAUCAUCUACAUCAUUGUGUUUGCUGUGGGGCUGCCCACCAACGCCAUGGCAAUAUGGGUAUUCCUCUUCAGGACCAAGAAAAAGCACCCGUCUUCAAUCUACAUGGCAAACCUGGCUCUGGCUGACUUGCUCUUUGUCAUCUGGGUCCCCCUGAAGAUAUCAUACCACUUCAAAGGCAACAACUGGAUCUAUGGAGAAGGGCUGUGCAAAGUGCUGGUGGCAUUUUUCUACAGCAACAUGUACUGCUCCAUCGCCUUUAUCACCUGCAUAAGUGUCCAGCGUUACUGGGCAGUGGUCCACCCACUGUCCGAGCAGCAGAGGGACAACCGCAUACCCGUUGCUGUCUCCAUCACAGUCUGGGUGGUGGUCUGGCUUAUCACCAUCCCUGUCUACCUGUAUGACCAACAGGUCAGAGUAACAAACUACAAUCUACAAAUCCUUACCUGCCAUGAUGUCACCAGGGAAAGUCAGGUGGGAAUAGCAGCUGGCUACUUCCUGACAAUGGGAACUCUGGGAUUUGUUGUUCCCACUAUUGUGUGUAUCAUAUCCUACAUCCUCAUGCUCAAAGCUCUCAGGAACAGCAUGACAGAUGCUGCCAUCACCAAGAGGCGGCGGAAGGCUGUGGUCUUGAUGAUCACAGUGUUGGUUAUGUUUUUAGUGUGCUUCACCCCCAGUAACAUCAUGCUGCUGGUACACUAUAUCCUCCUGUUGAGCGGGGCUGACAACAACCUGUACGGAUUUUACACCACCACCCUGUGCCUGGCUAGUCUCAACAGCUGCAUCGACCCUUUUGUUUACUACUUUAUCUCCAAGGACUUCAGGGAUCAUGUGAAGAACACGUUCCUCUGCAGGAGUGAGAGAACAGUGAAGAGGAUGAAGGUGUCCUUCAGGGCUCCGAAAAACUCACAAGAGCAGCACACCACACCUAACUCAGAUAACACACAGAGCACUGAAUGCUAGUGGAUUAAUCAUUAUUAAGCUGUUUUAUUCCUGAUCAUUUUCUCCCUUCAGAUAUUGUUUUUCGGUAACACUUAAUUUACAGGCCUCUUCAUUUUUAUUGUAGUUUCUUGGAUAAUUGCUGGUAAUUUACAGGUAUGAAGCGGUUAAGUUUUCAGACAUUUUCCAGAAAGGAAAAUGUCUUCAUACAUAGUUGCAAAUUAGGAAAAUUUUAGAUUCUUAACAUUAAUUUAACUUACAGAAAAAAACUUACUGUUCAAUGUCAAACUACAUAUUAGCGUAUGAGGUUCUUAAAAACUGUAUGAGUCCAUUUCCCAUAUACUGCAAAACUACAUAACCCUUUCAAAGAAUGAACAGCUAUUGUGUAUAGCAGCUACUUUUAGGAUUCCUGGAAAUUAAUAGGAAAUGAAGCAACCCGUAAAAUAAAGUCUUAAUUUUUUUCUUAUUCUACUGUGAAUUCUUCCACCUCAGGUUUGGUUCAGUGCAUUAAAGGAAAUUUAGGAGUCAUCUUUGACCUCCUGUUUCAGAGCUUUGAGCUGUCUAAAUUACUGCUUAUAUUGUUUUAAUACAUUUAAUUGUCUUUAUAUCUUUUACAACACACUUGUUUUAUGCACUUUGCUUGAUGCAGUUUGCUUGAUUUCAGCAGGAUAUGAAUGAUUGCCUUAAUGCAGUUUUGAUGGGUCUAAUCUUUUAUUCCAUGUUGUAAUUUGAUGAAUUUUCUGUCAAUGUUUGAUGUGUCAGAAUUGAGACCCAAACCUAAAAUGGGCAAAAUUUAGCAGGUUUUAUAAUGUAAUGGAUAAAAGUUUGUCUGUGAUUUUUAAAGUAAUAAUUUUUGCUUGUAUAUCUACAUUUUAGUUUGUCAAUAAAAGUCAUUGUCUAACUAGCA
Molecule: messenger RNA, 2253 nt
Organism: Thunnus maccoyii (southern bluefin tuna)
Lineage: Eukaryota; Metazoa; Chordata; Actinopteri; Scombriformes; Scombridae
Product: proteinase-activated receptor 2-like
Exons: 1
Coding region: 216-1370 (384 amino acids)
Biological process (GO): phospholipase C-activating G protein-coupled receptor signaling pathway; positive regulation of Rho protein signal transduction; thrombin-activated receptor signaling pathway
Cellular component (GO): membrane
Molecular function (GO): thrombin-activated receptor activity
Source: RefSeq, a predicted model, not a curated record